AUGAAAGUACGUGGAAGAUGUCUAGGUACUUUCAUUAGAAAAAUAUCACGAAUCAAACACACUUACUGUUAGCAAUCCGAUGACGCUAAUUUUUCUUUUUUUUAAUUACUUUUUCACAUUAGAGACUUGCAUUUUCAUGGAAAUAACUUUCUCUCUCCCUCUCUUUCAACUUUUGUCAGAAAUAAAUUGCCGAUCUUCUUCACUUUUCUUAUUCUGAAAAUUUCUGAAUUGGUGAACAUUCGUGACCAUUUUAUGACGACUGAGUUGAAAUUUAAAAAUAUACUACAUGACGUGUUAAGAAUUCAGAGGGUAAACGGCUAACAAGAAAUAAAUUAAAUUAACUGAUAAAUAUUUUAAUCGUACGAUAAGUGGAUAGUAAGCAUCUGACAGAAAUGUUGAUUGCUCUGCAACGACUGAAUUUAAAAUAAAAAGCACGAAUAAUUCAGAGGACGAUUAAUAAACUAGAUAAAUAUACUUGACGAAACAAAGAUAGUACGAGCGAAUUAUGACACGAUACAAAGGGGUUGGUUCACCCUUGAUAGAUCGAAACGAAUGUGUACACCAUCGCGUGGAGCUGGCGGAGAACUGUUCGCAGUGACAGAGCGGCCGAUAAUACAGAAUAAAACGAAAACAAGGAUAGCGAAAGCCCACAACACCCUGACGAACAUACCGUGGGACUUAGACAGGGACAAUAUAUUCCAGCAUAUUGAUAUUUUCAUCAGCAGGUGCCACGACAUGAUUGAGAUCUGUCAGGCGAUGAUCGAUUUUGCCAGAAUAGACGAAACGACGGAGAUGAUGAAACCAAUGUUCAGUGGAACGAAGGGUGAAGAACGAGAGAGGGUGUGUCAAAAGAUCGAGAGAUUGUUUCACGAGGCGCUGAAGAGGAUCGAGGAAAAUUCUCACAAGAUCUUCGACGUUUAUCGUAGCACGUGGCACGAUGACAUGUUCGCCUUUCACAACGAGAUGAAAGAUCUAGAAGUCAUCAUCGAAAACCUGGUCGCGUCAGUUUUCGCGCGUAUGAGCAGCGUGCAAGACGCGGUGGCGGAUCUUCAGGGUUUCUACCCUUACAUGAACCGCGACAAACUGAAAGCUCUGUUCAGUGCUAAAACACUCGAGGUAUCAAAGUUAGAAAAUGAUCAUUAA
Messenger RNA from Heterotrigona itama, 1143 nucleotides. Lineage: Eukaryota; Metazoa; Arthropoda; Insecta; Hymenoptera; Apidae. The record is from the annotation of a GenBank genome assembly.